AUGUAUAAAACUAUUGCUCUAUUAGUUGUUAUAAUUGCCUCUUUGGCAUUAGCAUAUUCUGCACCACUUGAAGGAGAAUGGAUUUACAAUAUUGGUAGUACUCCAUCAUGUAAUACUAUUACAUUUAAUAUUACAUCAAAUGGUGAUGGUACAUUUGCAGGUUCAUAUACCUAUGCUGGAAAGUUGGUACAAGUCAUGAGAAGUGUUAAUCCAAGUUCUUCCUAUUCCAACGUAACAUUUGCUGGUCAAUGGGCAAGCUAUCCAGCAGGUUCCCCAAUUUGGGCCAACUUUAAUGCCACCAUGAACAACGAUGUAUCAUUUACCAUGAAGAUCAAUGCUACCACUUACACUUUACCAAAGCAAAGUUUUGCUGUUCUUAAUCGUCCUGCUUGUCAAUUACAAGAUUAUUAA
Molecule: messenger RNA, 411 nt
Organism: Cavenderia fasciculata
Lineage: Eukaryota; Evosea; Eumycetozoa; Acytosteliales; Cavenderiaceae
Exons: 2
Coding region: 1-411 (136 amino acids)
Source: RefSeq, a predicted model, not a curated record